This is a messenger RNA of Salmo salar (Atlantic salmon), 2120 nucleotides long. RefSeq names its product keratin, type I cytoskeletal 18. Gene Ontology annotation, cellular component: cytoskeleton. Gene Ontology annotation, molecular function: structural molecule activity. The record is from RefSeq and is a predicted model, not a curated record. Lineage: Eukaryota; Metazoa; Chordata; Actinopteri; Salmoniformes; Salmonidae.
AUUCUCUAGGAUCUCUCUCUCCCUCUUUCUCUAUCUCACUGAAGAGAACAGAAUCCAGAGCCGUCAUGUCGUCCAGUUUCUCAGUGCGGAGCUUCUCUGUGGGCCGUCAGCCCUCUUUCUCAAGCCUGUCUCUGAGAGACAGCGGCCGUGCCCGCUCCAGAGCUGCCGUGUCCUUUGCCGCCAGCCCCCUGACCCGCUCCGCCUCCGUCAGCCAUGACCUGAACGGAGUUCCAGUCACCCUGAACCUCAAUGGGCAGCUGGGCAACCACACCAACGAGAAGGAGGCCAUGCAGGGCCUCAACAACCGCCUGGCCACUUACCUGGACAAGGUGCGCUCCCUGGAGACGGCCAACGCAGACCUGGAGCUGAGGAUCAAGCAGAUAAUGAUUGAGCGCAUCCCUAAAGGUCACGACUUCGAAACCAUGAUUAUCCAGGCCCACCAGGUGGAACAGGAGGUGAGGAAGAAGACACUGGAGAACGCUCGCCUCAUGCUGGAGAUUGACAAUGCUAAACUGGCUGCUGACGACUUCAGGAUCAAGUGGGAGACAGAGUUGUGCAUGUCCCAGUCUGUGGAGAGGGACUGUUUGGCCCUGAAGAAGGCCAAGGUGGACCAUGAUCAGAUCAUUGGGUCCCUGAAAGGAGACCUGGACAGCCUGAAGGAAGAGCUCUACUUCCUGAAGAAGAACCAUGAGGAGGAGGUGGAGUCUAUGAAGGGCCAUAUUGCUGCUCAGACUGUGAACGUGGAGGUGGACACAGGCCGUGGUGGACCAGAACUGGGCACAGUAAUGUCAGAGCUCAGAACUCAGUACGAGGGCAUCAUCAAGAAGAACAAGGACCAGGCUGAGCAGUGGUACCUCAAGAAGCUGGAGAUGGUGCAGAACGAGGUAAAGGAGUCUAACGAGGCUCUCAGGGGGGCUCAGAGUGAGUUGGUGGAGAGACAACGCUUCCUACAGAACCUGGAGGUGGAGCUGGAGAGUCUGCACAAACAGGUGUCAGCUCUGAAGGGUAACCUGGGAGAGACAGGUCAGAAAUACAGCCUGGAGAUGGAGCGUCUGCAGACCACGCUGUCCCAGCUGGAGGAGGACCUGUCUCAGCUGCGUCUGGACAUGCAGCGCAACAAGACGGACUAUGAACAGCUGCUCCGCAUCAAGCAGAACUUAGAGAUAGAGAUCGCCACCUACAGGAGACUGCUGGAGGGAGAGGAGACGAUUAAAGAAGUACCAUCACCAAAAAAGGAGCCGGAUGUGCGGACCAGGAAGAUAGUGAAGGUGGUGACUCAGACUAUGAUCAACGGCAAGGUGGUGGAUGAGUCCAGCGAGGUGGAGCAGAUACAGGAGGAGGUGAAGAAGAAGAAGAAGUGAGAGGGGCCUCAUCAUCAUCAUCAUCAUCAUCAUCAUCUUCAUAUAGCCUCAUUAUUGUUAUUUUAUUGUGUUCUUUUUUAAAUGUAUUUUUACUUUAUUUAGUAAACAUUUUCUUAACUAUAUUUUCUUAAAACUGCAUUGUUGGUUAAGGGCUUGUAAGUAAGCAUUUCACAGUAAGGUCUACACCUGUGUGACAAAUAACAUUUGACUUGAUUUGAUAAUUUCUUCUCACACAUCGUGGUCAAGGGCCAGCCUUACCCACUGACCUUCAGGGGCCAGCCUUACCCACUGACCCUCAGGGGCCAGCCUUACCCACUGACCCUCAGGGGCCAGCCUUACCCACUGACCCUCAGAGGCCUCCACUAACAUGGAUGUCUGUUUCAUUCCCAUCAGAGUGUUGGUCUUCCUUGUUCCUUUCACAGCCUCAUGGAUAAGUCUGGGGACACUAUGAGCUAUAUAGUAUAUAAUAUGCAUACAAUAAUAUAAUAAUACAAUAAUAUGAGAUGUACGGAAAGUCAAUGAGAUGUCUCAUACGGCAUCCGUCCCUCAGUUGUCAGAUUACUAACAUGGAUGUUGUUUAAUAAAAGGUUUCGCUUUGUGUAUUAAACUAUUUAUAUCUAUAUUUAGGUAACAAGCAAUAGACACAGUAAAUCUCUUUCAACUGAACUGCAUUUUUUGGGAUGGGUUUUCAACAUGCUUUUGUGUCUGUAUCUAUAAACUUCUGUAAUGUCUGAAAUAAAAGUUUGUCUUUUAGUCAAA